GUGAUUGCGUUCAGGUGUGGGCGUCUGUCGUGGAUCUCGUAGUUGGAGCGCUCGGUGCGGUGCGGUGCGUUUCAGGGACCCCGAUGAGAGGAUAGCCGCGCGGCGAGUGUCCCCUUAUGUGCCGUCCGAGGCAGGUGACGUUUCGUCCAAAGUGUGACCGUCAUUUGUUGAGAACGUGCCAUAUCCACCUCGGUCCCCCGCGGGAGUGGAGGCGCGGACGGACGGGAGAAGCGUGCCGACGCGACGCCAAGCUGCGCGCCCGUGCGGCCAUGGCCGAAGCGCUGGAUGCGAAUGCGAUGGAUUAGCAGCCGCCACGUCCCAAACGUGUCGCAGACGUUUCCCUUCAUUCCCAGCCCAGGACAAGCACUCUCCAUCACGGGAUUAUUUCCACUCUCGACGAUCCUUCUCCUCCCCACCGAGCUGAGAUGACAGAGGAGUGCGUGUUGCGCUGCGUGCUGAUGCUCUGCUGUGCGCUCCUCUCCGCCAAUGCCAGCAACUGGCUGUACCUGGCCAAGCUAUCGUCAGUCGGAAGCAUCCGGGAUGAGGAGACGUGCGAGAGGUUACGAGGCCUCAUCCACAGACAGGUUCAGAUCUGCAAGCGCAGCGUGGAGGUGAUGGACGCGGUGCGCCGCGGCGCUCAGCUGGCGAUAGACGAGUGUCAGUUCCAGUUCCGUAACCGUCGGUGGAAUUGCUCCACUCUCGAGAGCAUGCCCGUGUUUGGCAAAGUGGUCACCCAGGGCACCCGCGAGGCUGCCUUUGUGUAUGCCAUCUCAGCAGCCAGUGUGGCGUUUGCGGUCACGAGGGCCUGCAGCAGCGGAGAGCUCGAAAAAUGUGGCUGUGACCACAACGUGCACGGAGUCAGUCCAGAGGGAUUCCAGUGGUCGGGAUGCAGUGACAACAUUGCUUACGGAGUGGCUUUUUCUCAGUCCUUUGUGGAUGUGAGGGAGAGGAGUAAAGGCCAGUCCUCCAGUCGGGCCCUCAUGAACCUGCACAACAAUGAGGCCGGCAGGAAGGCCAUCCUGGCUCACAUGCGCGUGGAGUGCAAAUGUCACGGCGUGUCGGGCUCGUGCGAGGUGAAGACCUGCUGGAAAGCGAUGCCCCCCUUCCGCAAAGUGGGCAACGUCAUCAAGGAGAAGUUUGACGGGGCCACCGAGGUGGAACAGCGCAAAAUGGGCUCCGCCAAAGUCCUGGUGCCUCGCAACUCCCAGUUCAAACCACACACCGAUGAAGAUCUGGUCUACUUAGAACCCAGCCCGGACUUCUGCGACCACGACCCCCGCACGCCGGGUAUGCUGGGCACGGUGGGGCGCCAGUGUAACCGAACCUCCAAAGCCAUCGACGGCUGCGAGCUGAUGUGCUGCGGCCGCGGUUUUCAGACGCAACAGGUUGAGGUGGUGGACAGGUGCAGCUGUAAGUUCCACUGGUGCUGCUACGUCAAGUGCAAGCAGUGCCGCAAAAUGGAGGAGAUGCACACUUGCCGAUGAUGAAACGGGUCCUGCUGAUGAACGGAACAGAUGCCUCGCGCUCCUGAUCGGGACUCGAGAGCACACAGGAGGAUGAAUGAAGCGCCUCCUUCAGCUGGAUAGGACCAAAGCUUCGAACGCUCGCCAAUGGAAACGCGACGAGCAUCCGAGAAGGGCGCCGGCAUCCACUUCCUUGUCAUGCUCUUUGUGUCUUGUCAAUCGUCGUCCUCCCUCUGCGCCUUCUUGUGAUGUUUAACUUAUUUGUUGAGACUGAGGAGCUUAUCUGCGAUUGACUAAGAAGGAGCGAGCAGUCUAGCGGAGAUAAGGAGGGACAAACAGCAUCCAUGGGUGGGUGGCGUUAAGGGUUUUGGGGUCUUGAGGGGGGGCUGGCAGCCAUCUGUCCUUGCUGCUGCUGCUGCUGCUGCUUCGGGGACUCGAUGGGAGUGCUGCACGUCCAUAAAAGACACAUCGCAAAGACUGAAUCCGCCAUACAUGGACUUGAUGUGAUUUGCUUUCCGUGCGCGCAUGGCUGCACUGAUCUAAGUCUUCGUCGGAUGCGGUUUCAUGACGCUGCUCUACUUACACAUUUCACAUGCCGACGUGAUUCUUGUCCGAAGGGUGACGAUGAAUGACACGCGAAAGCCACUAUCGCCGACUUUGUCUCUCUCUCUCUCUCAAACUCAAAAAGCGCCAGCAUUAACGGAAGGGAAAAAAAAAGAAACACUCGGAAGCACUCAUUCCCGCUCAAAAAGAUCCUUGCCGAUCAAUGGCAAGGAGAGCUAAUAGACCCCGUUUACACCGAGCGGCACGGUUUGGUUCAGUUUUUUUUUUCAGAAUCACAAUCAGAAUCAUCUUUAUUGGCCAAGUAUGUAAGACACACAAGGAAUUUGUCUCCGGUAUAACAUGCUGCACUAGUAUCAUCGUAAACAACAAAAUCAUUGAACCAUUUUAGAGUAACCAGGAGUUUUGUAGUACCAUUUUGUAGUACAAGAAGAGUGACUACGUCAGUGACUGUUUAAGGAGUUAAUGGCUAAAGGGAAGAAGCUGUUUAAGUGUCUACUGGAUUUGGUGCGCAUGGAUCUGUAGCGUCUGCCUGAGGGGAGUGGCUGAAAAAGGUGGUGGGCAGGGUGCGGGGGGUCCAGGAGGAUUUUCCGUGCCCUUGUCUUGAUUCUUGCAGUGUGCAAGUCCUCAAGAGUGGGUAGGGCGGUGCCAACGAUUUUUUCUGCCGUCCUAACUGUCAUUUCAUGAUGGGUCCCCAAAUCUGAACUGCAGAAUCCCACAGCCAAUCCCGCAGCGGCACUGAAAAUGAAAGGAUGCAAGGAUGUCAGUUUGUUUUUGAGCACACCUUUGUUCAAGGACAACCGUUCCCCACUUUGCUCACAAAUCUCCCUGAAAAUCAGAUUUGGAAUGAAUGAUUGGUUUCAAAGUUGCACUGAAGAAAAAUGGUGGUGUUUUCAUUCCCAUUUUCAUUCCCAUUGUGGUUGCACACCAUCAAAUGGCCUGGAUCCAGAUCCCUUUUUUUUUAAAGAGAUGUAGUCUCCUUAGAAAAAAAAUGCAUUUGGAUCUGGUUCUAGGUGAGAUUCCUAAGAACUAUUGCUUGAAAUAAAAAGAUUUAAAGAACGCAAAAUUUUCGGAGGGUGAUCCCUCAUCAGGUCAUGGUCCUCUUUUUGGAAUUCAUAUGUCACGCUACUGUGGCCUCAUCCUGCCAGACACAGAAAAACGAACACCAGAUCCACGUUGGCUUUCACAUUGCUCUUGUAUUCCCUCGUUUCCUAAAGGCCAAUGUAAACACAUCUAAAAAAAAAUAAAAUAAAAAAUAACCCCAAGCAUAUUUACCAAACACCACGAAAAGUCGACGUCGUCUGACGGAUGGUUGCUGAGCCUUUUUCACCAUGCAUGAUGACUGAAGCACUUUCUCUCCAACCGCACAUAAAGACCACCCCCCACCCUCCCCCCCGCCGCGCCGCAGCAUCGCACGUGUGACCGCAUAUGGCCAAUUUGUACCACCCAAAAGCCACGCUUGCCUAUCAUAAUAAUGUGGGCUCAUUAUAAUAAUCAUCAUGUAGACCUGUAAAGACUUAUACACUGAAGAUUAUACUGCCUAUGAAUGUCUGUUUAUGUUGAAUAUAUGCUGUGUCAAAUACAUAUGUUGUCACUGACUGCUCUUU
This is a messenger RNA of Hippocampus zosterae (dwarf seahorse), 3631 nucleotides long. It is a transcript of the gene wnt4, whose product is annotated as wingless-type MMTV integration site family, member 4. The transcript is spliced from 6 exons. Gene Ontology annotation, biological process: canonical Wnt signaling pathway; neuron differentiation; multicellular organism development. Bases 426 to 1484 code for a protein of 352 amino acids. Gene Ontology annotation, cellular component: extracellular region. Lineage: Eukaryota; Metazoa; Chordata; Actinopteri; Syngnathiformes; Syngnathidae. The record is from RefSeq and is a predicted model, not a curated record. Gene Ontology annotation, molecular function: cytokine activity; frizzled binding.